This is a messenger RNA of Corvus hawaiiensis (hawaiian crow), 5224 nucleotides long. Its product is annotated as UDP-N-acetylhexosamine pyrophosphorylase-like protein 1. Bases 79 to 3384 code for a protein of 1101 amino acids. NCBI's taxonomy places the organism in Eukaryota, Metazoa, Chordata, Aves, Passeriformes, Corvidae. Gene Ontology annotation, molecular function: calcium ion binding; UDP-N-acetylglucosamine diphosphorylase activity; mannosyl-oligosaccharide 1,2-alpha-mannosidase activity. The record is from RefSeq and is a predicted model, not a curated record. The transcript has 20 exons. Gene Ontology annotation, cellular component: membrane; endoplasmic reticulum. Gene Ontology annotation, biological process: UDP-N-acetylglucosamine biosynthetic process; carbohydrate metabolic process; N-glycan processing.
GGGGCGGGACAGCGUCUCUGGUCCGGCCCGGCCCGGUCCCGCCGUGUCCCGUGCCGCUCAGACUGGGCUUCCCACGCCAUGGACCCGCCCGAGGAGGUGCGGGCUCGGCUGGAGCGGUGCGGACAGGGCCAUCUGCUGCGGUUCUGGGCCGAGCUGGACACAGCGCAGCGCGGAGCGCUGCUGGCGGCGCUGCCGCCGGGGCUGGGCGAGCACUGCCGGCUGGCGGCGGCGGCCGGGGCCCGCCAGCGCGGCCCGCCCGAGCGCCUGGACGGCCGGAUGGAGCCGCUCCCCGCCGAGCUGCUGGGCAGCGCCCGCCGCAGCGGCCCCGCCGCGCUGCAGCACUGGGAGGCGGAAGGUUUACAUCAGAUCUCACAGAACAAGGUGGCAGUGCUGCUUCUGGCUGGAGGACAAGGAACCCGCCUGGGAGUCAGCUAUCCCAAAGGCAUGUACAAUGUGGGGUUGCCCAGUGGCAAGAACUUGUAUCAGAUCCAAGCAGAAAGAAUCCGCAAAGUGGAGCAGCUUGCUGGCAAGAGACACCACUGCAAGUGUGCCAUUCCCUGGUACAUCAUGACAAGUGAGUUCACACUGGGGCCGACAGAAGAGUUUUUUGUACAACACAACUACUUCAACUUGGAUAGAUCCAACGUCAUCAUGUUUGAACAGAGGAUGCUGCCUGCUGUCACCUUUGAUGGGAAGGCCAUCUUGGAGGAGAAGGGGAAAAUUGCCAUGGCUCCAGAUGGCAAUGGUGGCUUAUACCGUGCUUUGAUGGAUAAUAAAAUUUUGGAUGAUAUGAAGCAGCGUGGAAUCCAGUAUGUCCAUGUAUAUUGUGUGGACAAUAUCCUCGUGAAAAUGGCAGAUCCAGUCUUCAUAGGUUUCUGUAUUUCCAAAGGGGCAGACUGCGGUGCAAAGGUAGUGGAGAAGGCCUACCCCACGGAGCCUGUUGGGGUGGUGUGCUGUGUCGAUGGGGUGUACCAGGUGGUGGAGUACAGCGAGAUCAGCCCAGAGACUGCACAGCAGCAGCGCCCUGAGGGGGGACUAAUGUUCAGUGCUGGCAAUAUCUGUAACCACUUCUUCACUGUUGAGUUCCUGGAAACAGUGGCCCAGAAAUGGGAGUCGCAGCUGAAGCAUCAUGUAGCCAUAAAGAAGGUGCCCUACAUUGACAAGGAGGGAAAUCUGGUAAAACCACUAAAACCGAACGGGAUAAAGCUGGAGAAGUUUGUGUUUGAUGUGUUCCAGUUCUCUAAGAAUUUUGUGGCAUUUGAAGUUUUGAGAGAAGAGGAGUUCUCACCGCUAAAAAAUGCAGACACAGCUGACAAAGAUACUCCUACCACUGCUCGGCAAGCCCUCCUGGCCCAGCAUUACCGCUGGGCUCUCAAGGCUGGGGCCAGAUUUGUGGAUGAAAAUGGUUGCAGGAUACCAGAAAAACUCAGUCUCUCAGGAACUGAAGAUCCUCCGGCUGUGUGUGAGAUUUCUCCAUUAGUGUCUUACUUUGGAGAGAAAUGGAAGCAGCUGUCCCGACUCCAGCGGAGUGUCAUUCUCUUCCUGUUUGCAUUCUUGGCAGUAUGUGGAGUCAUUUCGUACACAAGCAUGGGGGAAGCAUGGAAAAGUAUAACAAACAAGUCGUUGGAUGAGCAGAGAACAGAACAAGAAAUUCCUGGAUUAAAGCUGGCAAAUCCAGCUGUUCUACCAGCACCCCAGAAAGCAGAUGCCAACCAUGGAGACUACCCUGAGCUUUCACUGCAGAAGCCACCAAAACCACCUCAUGUUCGUCGUGGUCCUUCCAAUCUUCAGAUCAAGGCACCACGGAGAGACAUGAGGCUGAAGACCCGACAUGAUACCAUCAGGGCUGUAGAAGAGCUGGUCGAAGCUGAUAAAGUAGAGAAAACAGAGAAAUCCAUUAUCAGCUGGAGAGGAGCAGUGAUAGAACCUGACCAAAGCACUGAACCUCCAUCCAGUAAAAUAAAGGAACCAGAAAAACCUUCAUCUAUGGAAGCUGAAGACCAGAAAGAACCAGUGCCCGUAAACGAGCGCCAGCUGGCUGUGAUCGAAGCCUUCCGCCAUGCCUGGAAAGGGUACAAGGAAUUUGCCUGGGGCCAUGAUGAGCUGAAGCCUUUGUCCAAGUCCUACAGCGAGUGGUUUGGACUUGGGCUUACCUUAAUUGAUGCCUUGGAUACCAUGUGGAUUUUUGGCUUAAAAGAAGAGUUUGAAGAAGCAAGAAAAUGGGUAGCAAAUGAUUUAGUAUUUGAUAAAAAUGUGGAUGUGAACCUGUUUGAGAGCACUAUCCGUAUUCUGGGUGGCUUGCUGAGCACCUACCACCUCUCUGGAGAUAGCCUCUUCCUGGAAAAAGCUAAAGACAUUGGAAACAGGCUUAUGCCAGCAUUCAAGACCCCCUCCAAGAUACCAUAUUCUGAUGUCAACAUUGGUCGGGGCACUGCACAUCCCCCUCGCUGGACAUCUGACAGCAGUGUGGCAGAGGUGACCAGCAUUCAGCUGGAGUUUAGGGAGCUCUCUCGUCUGACUGGAGAUGAGAAAUUCAAGAAAGCUGUAGAUGAGGUGAUGAAGCACGUUCACACCCUCUCAGGGAAAAACGAUGGCCUCGUGCCUAUGUUCAUAAACACCAACAGCGGGCAGUUCACCCACCUGGGGGUCUACACUCUGGGAGCCAGAGCUGACAGCUACUAUGAGUAUCUGCUCAAGCAGUGGAUUCAGGGUGGAAAGAAAGAAAAUGAGCUGUUGGAAGACUAUAUGAGAGCCAUAGAAGGAGUGAAAAAGCAUCUUCUUCAGAGAUCAGAACCCAAGAAGCUUACUUUUGUAGGAGAGCUUGCUCAUGGCCAUUUCAGUGCCAAGAUGGAUCACUUGGUUUGCUUCUUGCCAGGUACUUUAGCACUGGGAGCUCACAAUGGACUGGCUGCUGAUCAUAUGAAAUUGGCUGAAGCCCUUAUAGAAACCUGCUACCAGAUGUAUGCUCAAGUAGAGACAGGCCUGAGCCCAGAGAUCGUACACUUCAACCUCCAUGCACAGAAGGGCCACAAGGAUGUGGAAAUCAAGCCUGCAGACAGGCACAACUUACUGCGACCAGAAACUGUGGAAAGCCUUUUUUAUAUGUACAGAUUCACUGGUGAUAAGAAAUACCAAGACUGGGGCUGGGAAAUCUUGCAGAAUUUCAACAGAUAUACCCGGGUUCCUACAGGUGGUUAUACUUCCAUUAACAAUGUUCAGAAUCCCAGUAAUCCAGAGCCACGGGAUAAAAUGGAGAGCUUCUUCCUUGGGGAAACACUCAAAUACAUGUUUCUGCUGUUUUCAGAUGACAUAGACUUAAUCAACCUUGACAAAUACAUUUUUAACACAGAGGCUCAUCCACUCCCUAUCUGGGUGCCAGCAUAGACUCUGCAUCAGUGGAUCUUCCAGUGGUGGCAUUUUUAUCUUAAAGUCACUUUAUUUUUCAGGGUUUGAGGAGAGAUGCUAUAAUGCACCUUUUUUGGCUUCAAAUGACAAACAAAAGCUUGGGAAAAGCAUCUCUGGUUUGAAGAAAUCAUGUCAGUCUUAAAUCUAAUCCCUGGUUCCGGGAUGGGCAAAGCUGUGCCAUAUGAAGCCGGUUUCCCUGGUAAUUGUACCGUGGACCAUGACAUUCUUGGGGCUCUGGUGACCCAGAACUCACUUAUGUCAGUAUUACUAAAUGUUCAUUAAAUACUGGGACUACAGCAAGUUGUCUUAGGGCACAGGGUUGUUCCUGGAGAACAGGAAUAAGCCUACAGUUUUCUGGUUUAUUCUGGAUUCACUGAAACACUGGAUUACAGAGCCAUUCCUUUGUCAGACUGUGACAGUGGUUCAGGUGGAAAGUGGAAUAAACAAAGAGCUGUAGUGCUGUCCCAGGGAGAAGCUGUCAGUGUUGCUGCUGGUACUCCGAUCUCAUUCCAAACUCCCGAGCUAUGCUGCAUCACCUUAGGAGAAGGAAGAGGCAGCAGAGUAUCUGUUGUAUAGUGUCUUAGUUUUGUAGAGCACUUUGAAUGGUCUAUUCAAGCUCUGGCUGAAAUGAAUGGUUAAAGAGAAUUUGCUGCUGGUUUGGCUGAAAGUGGUAUAUAAUUUUGUAGAGGUAAUGCAGUUUUUUAACUUACCUGCAGGAAUGCGGGAGAUAAUGUGAAAUGCAAGUAAAACAUGUGCAUUUUGUAUCUUAUUUGCAUCAGUUAGACUCAGGUAUUCUGACUGAAAGCUGCUUUCUGAGGUUGGGCACUGGGAAAGCCUGUGAGCAUAUUGGGUAUCAGCCUCCUUCCGUCCCUUCCGGUUCAGAUAUUACAUCGUGGGUGUUUGUUGACUCAAAACAAGCUUACAGCUGUACAGCAAAAUUCUUGUUACUCAUAAUUUCUUGGACCAUGGAGAAAUUUUCAAUUAUUUGUUUUCCUUAGGAGUACACUGGGUAUUUUCAGUAGUAGUGUUAAAAGCAGACAGUUGAAAGGUAUUACAGCAGUUCUAGGCCCCAGUAGAAUUGGAGAAAUUAAUUUCAGUUACUUGAAGACAAAAUAGACCCAGGUUUUUUUAAGACUCUUACAGGAGCCCUGGGAUCUUUCAUUUUUGUAUGUGCACACUUUAGAGAUUUUAAGCCAUGAAUUUGGAAAUGAGCUUUCUGGAGUGCUUUUCCUUUUGGAUUUGGACAGUCCUGUAUUCAUGGAUGAGAUCUCAGAAAUGUGGUUGUUCAUAUGAAUGUUCAUUGUCUCACUGAAAGUCUCUUUCCCGCUGUGGCAGGGGUUGUGAUGGGCAGGGCCAGGAGGUGCAGUCCCCACUAAAUCCAGGGGCCCCUGGCCGUUAAUGGAGCUGACUGAAUUUGACUCUAAUGGUUCAUUUUCUAGUGGCUGAGGGAGGUAUUUUACAGUAAUUGUAACCUUUGAUUUGUAAAGUAAGAUGCAUCUUUAUUCAUUUUAUGCUGAUCCAUUCUGUUUGCUGGAGUUACAUGUUACUGUUGGGACCACUAUUUAUCAUUCCAUGUACUAAUGGAAAUGGAGAAAUGUUACAAAGGUAAAAUUUUAAAAAGGUAAAAACAAAUUAUUUAAAUGCACAUUUUUCUGUCAUCGGAGGGAUCCUGUCCUGGGAUUGACAGGACAUGACUAGUCAGUGCAGAAUGUUAAUGUUCCUCCCAUUAUUUUUUUUGCCUUACAACUGGCUUGAGAGUAAUAAUUCAUUUCCUAAUGAGCUGAAGGAGAGAAGAAAUAAACUGUCACUUUCCCAAACA